Tachysurus vachellii is the source of this 2063-nucleotide messenger RNA. RefSeq names its product pentraxin 3, long a (gene ptx3a). The coding region runs from base 195 to 1502 and encodes 435 amino acids. The transcript is spliced from 3 exons. Gene Ontology annotation, molecular function: complement component C1q complex binding. The record is from RefSeq and is a predicted model, not a curated record. Gene Ontology annotation, biological process: innate immune response. NCBI's taxonomy places the organism in Eukaryota, Metazoa, Chordata, Actinopteri, Siluriformes, Bagridae.
GCUCACUCACACACUCUCUCACACACACACACACACACACACACACACACACACAUAAGCACCCGAGAGCUGCCAAAAGAUUGCUCAGCAUUUUGCAGAGACAGAGAGAGAGUCUGAGUCAGACUAUACCUCAAAUUCAAACCCUACUCUGUAGCUUACACUCACACGUGUUGGUAGUCUCCGAGCCAGACAGCAUGUCAGCGUUAAGGAUUGUCCAGGUGGUGUGUAUGGCGGUUUUGGUGAGUGUGGCGAUACCUCAGCUUUAUGACGAGAACAGCGAGGUCAACUACGACACGUACUACAAUGAGAUCGGCGAUGGAGAUCAGAGUGAAGCAGACACCCCCACCACCAGCCCAGCCAGUCCCUGCACAGUUCCUGAGUUCAGCAAGUGGGACAAGCUCUUCACCAUGCUGGAGAACUCUCAGAUGAAGGAGAACAUGCUGCUGCAGUACUCAGACGACAUCGUGAAAGUAGGCCUGCAGUCUCUGCGAGCCGAGGUGCUGGAGAUUGUAGCGCAGAACAGCAGAUCCUGCGCGGCCGCUGUAGAAAGCUCGGCACGUCGGGCCGGUGCGCAUGCUGAGCAGAAACUUCUGCAGGCCCUGGAACAUCUGCAUGAUGCCGUGGCACAUCAUCAGGCACAGUAUGAUGCAACGCUUGGGCAGAUCCUGGAGGCCUCUCGGGAACAGGUGACACAGCUGGAUAAGGUGGAGCAAAACUGCGUACAUGACCAAGUUAAGAACUUCCAGACCAGAGAUGUGGAAAAGGAAGACAGAAGACAGCUGCAAGCCAUCUCUUCUGAACUGCAAAUCAUACAAGAGAAGCUGAGCUUCUUCACAAGAGCCACAGCUGGACAAGUACAGCCGGCAGGUUGCGACAUGGCGCUCUUCUUCCCUAUGCGCUCUCCAAAGAUGCAUGCCGAAGUCAUUCCUGAACGCUCCAUGAAGACUCAUUCUGUCACCGUAUGCAUGUGGAUUAAACCAACCCAAAUGUUCAACAAGACCGUGCUGUUCUCAUAUGGCACUGUGUCCAACCCGCUGGAGUUGCAGCUGCUGCUCAAAGGACGUAGCGCCCACUUCACGGUCGGAGGUGAAGCUCAUUUAGUGGAGGCACGCCGUGCUGCAACUGAGGGAUUGUGGGGACAUUUGUGUGGGACCUGGAGCUCUGAGCAGGGCCUGGCAUCGCUGUGGGUAGACGGCCACAAAGCAGCAAGUUCUCCCGGUGUAGCAGAAGGACACGAGAUUCCUGCCGACGGCGUCACCAUCCUGGGCCAGGAGUACGUCGGUGAUGGUCUGGCCAAGAGGUUCGGCAUCCAGGAAACAAAAGCAGGAGAGCCGUUCACGGGGAAGCUGAGCGGCGUUAAUGUGUGGGACCGCGUCCUGGAUGAGAAUGAGAUUUUGGAGCAGGCACAGGAGGACGGGAUGAGCUGCGGUUCCCGUGGCAACCUGGUGGCCUGGGGCGUGUCUCAGAUCCUGGAGAGAGGAGGCGUCAAACUCAUCUACUAACCGCCUGAUUAAUUAAAAAAAAGCCUGCACCAAAUCUUCUCUCUUUUACACACUCUGUACUACCACACUACCACAUCCUGCAUAGAUCAACAAAACCGACUUGCUUCUAAGGCCAGUGUCUUUUCCAAAAGACAGUGAGAACUGAGUAAACUACGUAAGAACCACAAGAACCAAAGCGUGAGGGAAAAGUCUGCAUUUUUCUGAGUAUAGGGACAAUGUUCUCACUUCGUCAACCCAAAGACAGCCUGUGUAUUCGUAUUGUAUUUAUCCGAAUGUUUACAUUCAGCUAACAAAGUUUUUGUCCCAUAAUCUUUUGAAACUACGUUUUUUUUUUUUUUUAAAUGAAGUAAAUCGUUUUUCAUUUCUUGCUAAAGGAGCUGUGUAAAAUGUUUACAAAGUCUCUUAGGAGACUUUACCUUGGAUCUGUUAAUGUGAGGAAAUGUACUAUACUGUAUUUUUGUUAAUGAAAUGAAAACCUAUAUUGUAUAUAGAUCUUUUUUUGUUUUUCUAUUAAUGAAGGUGUGAAUAGGUGGAGUUUAAUAAAUAAAACUGUUAAAUAUA